Molecule: messenger RNA, 282 nt
Organism: Enterospora canceri
Lineage: Eukaryota; Fungi; Microsporidia; Enterocytozoonidae
Source: the annotation of a GenBank genome assembly
AUGAAGACUCUCACUCUCCUCUGUUUCCGCCUCUUGUUCCACUUUGGUUACUUUGUACGAAAUAUUGUACAAUGGAACCUGAAUCUCCUUUUUUGUCGUAUUCUGAUUCAAAUAAAUGACAUCAAUAUUGCUGAACUUGUUGGCAACUGCUCCAAUAUACAGAUCAUUCAUGAAGUCGCUUAUUAUUACAACACACCUCUUGUUAAUUUGUUCAAUUUUACAAAAGAAAGCAUCAAAUUCAACAACCUCACUUCCAGCAACACCAGUCCACUCAAUCAUUGA